Messenger RNA from Thyridium curvatum, 3120 nucleotides. RefSeq lists its product as uncharacterized. NCBI's taxonomy places the organism in Eukaryota, Fungi, Ascomycota, Sordariomycetes, Thyridiales, Thyridiaceae. Gene Ontology annotation, biological process: transmembrane transport. The transcript has 2 exons. The record is from RefSeq and is a predicted model, not a curated record. Bases 1 to 3120 code for a protein of 1039 amino acids. Gene Ontology annotation, molecular function: oligopeptide transmembrane transporter activity.
AUGACUUCUCCUUCCGGCGCCGGCACUUCGAAUGACAGCCCUUCUCAACACCAACACCAACACCAACACCAAGAGUCCUUCCCCCUGCACAGUCUAGCGCCGAUAGCUGCCUCAUCACGCAGGACGCGCCCCACGUCCAACUCGGCCUCCACCUCCCCUCCCGAGCCCACACCUGUUACGACACCCGAUGCAUAUAUACCGCUUGCGCCGCUCCAUCCGCAAGCAGAAUCACAGGAGGGCCGGUCCUCCUCCCAUGGCAGCUCGCCAGACUUCGGGGAGGACAACGCUGACGAUUCUUGUCCGCCGAGCCCCCGCUCCCCGACGAAUCUGCCCAUGAACCAGUCGGCGCCCUUCCUGCGCUCCUCCGCCAGCUUCAGGAAACCUUCCUAUGGAGCCAUAUCUCUGAGCGACGUCUCUUCGAGCGCCGCCUCCAUCGCCGAGAGCGAGGAGGCCGGGCCCUCCUCCGCCGUCAGCGAUGCCGGCUUCGCCUUCGAGCAUCCUUACCGGGAUGCCUCGGACAGACGGCGGUCAGACGCCUACUUGCCCGCAUCAGGCUUGAGCUCUAUGAGGCGCUCAGCCAGGCAGUCCGAAGACCUCGGCUCGUCGACUGUGCUUGGUGGACUAGAAGGGCGAUUCGGCAUCACGGAGGGUGCGCUCCCGAGCGCCAACGUCGACGAUGACAAGGACAGUGGCGAGGACGAGAGCGAUGGAGGCAGCAAUAUCUUCGACGAAGACAACCCCCCCGACAAUUCGCCAUAUCCCCAGGUCAGGGCCUCCGUGGCCCCUUCAGACAACACGACAUUGUCAAUCAACACUCCUCGUAUGUGGGUGUUAUCGACCCUGUUCUCCAUGCUCGGCUCGUCAACCAAUCUUUUCUUCUCUCUUCGAUACCCCAGUGUUGCUAUCACGCCCGUCAUAGCACUGCUGCUCGUUCACCCGUUGGGCCUGGCAUGGGAUUAUUUCCUGAAGCGAGACAACGAUCCGCAGGAAGAGUUCGUGGAUGGAGUUAGGGCGUCAGUCGGAGCUCUAGAGUCGCCUACAUCCGAUGCAGAUAUUUUGCACUAUCACAAGAGGACUACAUGGGAUCGCAUAAGACUGUGGCUUGCCCAAGGACGCUGGAACGAAAAGGAGCAUACGUGUGUCUAUGUUAGCAGCAACAUCUCGUUUGGCUUUGCCUUUGCCACCGAUGUGAUCGUCGAACAAACCAUGUUCUACAAGCAAGAUGCGCCCAUUACCUACCAGCUCUUGCUGAUCUUGUCGACGCAGAUCCUUGGCUACACAUUUGCCGGCCUUACCAGGCGCUUCCUGGUAAGGCCGAGUGGCAUGAUCUGGCCUUCGACUCUCAUGUCCGCAGCCAUGUUUACGACUCUGCACAAGGAGGAGAACAAACCGGCGAAUGGGUGGAGGAUCAGCCGGUGGAACUUCUUCUAUAUCGUCUUCGUGUCGGCCUUUGCCUUUUAUUUCCUCCCUGGGCUCUUGUUCCCGGCUCUCAGCUAUUUCAACGUUAUCACUUGGUUUGCGCCAAAGAACGUUGUGAUUUCCAACCUGUUCGGGGUAACGUCAGGUCUCGGUCUGUUCCCAAUGACGUUCGACUGGGCUCAGAUCGCUUAUAUCGGCUCGCCGCUUCUGACCCCUUUCUGGGCCGCCAUGAACGUUGUCGGCGGCCUCGUGCUUGUGAUGUGGAUCAUGGCGCCCAUUGCAUACUACAGCAAUUGGCUGUACUCCUCAUACAUGCCGAUCCUGUCGGCAGCCGUGUUUGACAACACGGGCCACGUUUACGACGUCAGCAAGAUCUUGACUGAGGACUUUGUCUUUGAUCGCGAAGCAUAUCAGAGCUAUAGCCGAGUUUUCCUUCCUAUCACUUACGUCCUGAGCUAUGGCGUCCAGUUCGCUGGAUUGGCGUCCUUGCUGACGCACACCAUCUGCUGGCACGGCAAGGAUAUUCUGACACAGUGGAGAGCUUCGCUCAAAGAGGCGAAGGAUGACUCAAAAGCUGCAUAUCAGCCCCUCGAUGGAGGACAGGGCGGCGUAUACCCCACGUCUAGCAACGGCAACUCGCAUGAGAGCCUGGACAGGUCUACCUCGGGAACUGAUAACCUGAUGGGCAAGGAGGAUGUCCACAAUCGCCUGAUGAGGAGAUACAAAGAUGCGCCCAUGGUUUGGUACCUGCUCACCUUCAUAUCAAUGACUGCCAUCGGCAUUUUUGUGGUCGAGUACUAUCCUAUCCACCUCCCCUGGUACGGUCUUCUACUUGCACUCGGCAUCUGCACUAUUCUCUUCAUCCCCAUCGGCAUCAUCAUGGCCGUGACGAACCAGCACAGCAGCAUAUACUUGAUCUGUCAGUUGGUCUGCGGCGCCGUGUUCCCCGGUCGCCCGGUUGCCAAUAUGGUCUUCGUCACGUACGGCUAUAUCUCUUCGGCCCAGGGCAUCAAGUUCGCGGCGGAUCUCAAGUUGGGCCACUACAUGAAGAUCCCUCCGCGGAUACUGUUCGCGGUGCAGAUGGUAGCGACCAUUGUCUCGUCCCUCACCCAGAUUGGCGUCCUCAACUGGAUGUUCCACAAUGUGCCCCGCCUGUGCACGCCCGAGGCGAUUAACGGUUUCACCUGUCCCAUAGCUAGGGUGCACUUCAACGGUUCGAUCCUCUGGGGUGUCGUCGGCCCGGCCGAGUUCUUCGGUCCCGGGGCCACAUAUAGGCCCCUCGUCUGGUGUUUCCUGAUCGGAGCCGUUGCCCCGAUCCCGCUCUGGCUCUACGGCCGGAACAAGAGGAGCAGUAUCGUCCGCAAGAUCAACCUGCCGGUGCUGCUGGGCUCCCUCGGCUGGAUCCCGCCGGCGACGGGGCUCAACUUCUCGGUCUGGGCGGUCGUGUGUUAUAUCUUCAACUACCUGAUCAAGAACCGGGCGGCAGGCUGGUGGGCAAAGUACACCAUGACGCUGAGCGCGGCACUCGACUCGGCCCUGGCAUGCGGCAUCGUAGUCGUCUUUUUUACGUUUAUAUACCCCGGGUGGAUGGACGGCUUCAAGUGGUGGGGGACCGAGGUCUACAAGCAAGGGUGCGACUGGACUGCCUGCUCUUUCAAGACAGUGCCUGAGGGCGGGCGCUUUGGUCCUAGCACUUGGUGA